Aspergillus clavatus NRRL 1 is the source of this 1887-nucleotide messenger RNA. Its product is annotated as ankyrin repeat and BTB/POZ domain protein. The record is from RefSeq and is a predicted model, not a curated record. NCBI's taxonomy places the organism in Eukaryota, Fungi, Ascomycota, Eurotiomycetes, Eurotiales, Aspergillaceae. Bases 1 to 1887 code for a protein of 628 amino acids. Gene Ontology annotation, molecular function: protein binding. Gene Ontology annotation, cellular component: ubiquitin ligase complex; cytoplasm. The transcript is spliced from 3 exons.
AUGGCUGAGAGGACUAUUUUACGCAAAGAUCAGCUAGAAAUUUCUUUACACAAUGAGAAGAAACUGAUCCAGGAAGGGACAAUCAAGGAUGAUAACCCUUUGGACCUCAGUGAGCCAUUUCGGGAACUCUGUGAAGCCUGUCGCAAGGGGGAUUUGAAAAUAUGUCAAGAGAAGAUCACUGAAGGAGUCAAUGUUAACGCUCGAGACCCCUAUGACUAUACUCCCUUGAUCCUGGCUAGUUUAUGUGGACACUAUGAAGUUGCUCGACUUCUGUUGGAGUCUGGUGCUUUGUGUGAACGAGACACCUUUCAAGGCGAAAGAUGUCUAUACAACGCUUUGAAUGACCGCAUACGGAAUCUACUUCUUGAGUAUGAGUAUUCCAAAUCUACCGAUCCCCUCCAGCCUCUCGCCGCCCAUAUAGCGUCGCUCCUCACUCGCGACCAGCCCGGGACGUCUGACAUUGUUGUGCUCGCGGGUGACGAAUCUCUUUAUCUGCACAAGUUUAUACUCGCUGCGCGAUCUCCAUACUUUCAGAAGAAAUUGAAGGCCGAUAUCGCAACUACAGAAUGGGCAUUACCGAGUGCGAUCCCGCCGCAAGCGUUCGGUACAGCGAUCAAAUAUCUCUAUCUUGGAGAAGCGCCUCGCGAUCUCAGAAGCGGACCGGGAACAGGCUUCACCGAAUCUGAGGUCUUUGUGGGCAUUGAUAAGAUCGCCAGCCAUCUGGAGAUUCAGAGCCUUCUGGAUAGUAUCAUUGACAGCGGAGACAGGCGAUUAGCCAGGCAGCGGAGAACUAUAGAGCUCUCAAGAGGCCGUGAUCAACUUGAAGGAUGGUUCCGAGAAAAUGUUCUUGGUAAUAAAAUAGAAGUUGAACCAACCAAAGCAAAAGACGUCAAAUGGGAUCGUCACAAUGAUAUCUUCGCAGAUGUCUUACUCCAAGCGGAUGAGCUUCCUGAAGAAGAAGAGACUGGCGAGAGCCCGCCCCAUGACCUUCGAAAGCAGCAAACAGGGAAAUCAGUUCUCUUCCCUUGCCAUCGAGCGAUGCUACUUCGAUCCGAGUUCUUCCAGGCCAUGUUCUCGUCUGCCUUUCGAGAGGCGCACUUGAAGGAACACCUGAACGUCGUUCCUGUGGACUGCUCACCCGAUGUUUUAGAGAUCGUGUUGACAUUCUUGUAUACCGAACGCGCUGAUUUCCCGCUCGAUAUCGCAGUCGAUGUUCUUUUUGCCGCGGACAUGUUGUUUAUCGAGAAAUUGAAAGCGAAGGCCGCAGUGGUGAUCAGCACCCUCGGCAGUGGCGACAUGUCACAGGCAGAAGCUGCAAGGACUCGGGGCACCAAGGAAGAAGACGAGAUCGAUAUUUAUUCUAUUAUUCGAGCUGCGUGGUUAACUCGAGUUCAGCGGCUGGAGGAAUUCGCUGCACGCUAUCUUGCAUACAGACUAGAAGCACACAUCGAUUCACCCGAAUUCGCAGAACUCAUUCAAGAGUCGGCAGCUCGCAUCAAAGCAAGACAAGAAACGGACUCCAUUGAACUACUGGACGACAUCCGUUUUUAUUUAGGCGAGCGUUUCAGGUUGCGAUUCGAGGAUGCCGGCUUGGAAGAGAUGAUGGAUGAGGAACAAGAACCACAACCUGCUGAUAGUGAGGCUAUUGAAGAGGACCUGAAAGAUAUCACUGACAAGUUCGAUGCCAUCAACUUUCAGGGGCCAACCGGGGUCGCUGUCAGGGAAGAAGAUGCUGCGCAUCAACGAUUCCGUGAGACGGAUCCGGUCGUCAUCCGCACACUAGAUGGUGAAAUCGUCCGUGAUGAAUUUGCCAAAGACGCGAUCAACUACGAGAUUCUGAUGGAGAAACUGGACAGCCUUCUAGAAAAACUGAAUCUGGAAGCGUAA